Molecule: messenger RNA, 1862 nt
Organism: Trifolium pratense (red clover)
Lineage: Eukaryota; Viridiplantae; Streptophyta; Magnoliopsida; Fabales; Fabaceae
Product: aspartate carbamoyltransferase 1, chloroplastic
Exons: 6
Coding region: 412-1566 (384 amino acids)
Biological process (GO): 'de novo' pyrimidine nucleobase biosynthetic process; amino acid metabolic process
Molecular function (GO): amino acid binding; aspartate carbamoyltransferase activity
Source: RefSeq, a predicted model, not a curated record
AAAAUAAAAUGCUAUAGCUGGGAAGAGGCCGUCGGCGAUCAAGCCUCAUCUGGUAAGUUUACUGUUCAUUCGGUGAGAGAAGAAGGUAAAGUACUGUUCGUAGGUUUUAGUUACAAUUUUAAUCUGGACCAUUGAAACAUUUAAUUGCCACAUGGCAGCCAUCUAUUAAGACAACUGAAAAAAAAAGGAGAAUAAGAAAAUUGAGUGGAUCCAGACUCGACCCGACAGGCCCAACAUAACAUUUGGAGUUGCCGUUUUAAGCAAAAACAAAGAUUUAGUUUCAUCUUCUGUUUGGAACAUCUCAGACAGAACAAACACAGUAGUGAAAACGUUGUUUUCAAGCCGUUGCCUUUGUCUCUUCUCUUCAAAAUACCACCUUCUCGCAGCUACUUUGUAUAGAACAAAAAUACAAUGACGGCUGCUUCUAUGUUAUUCUCAUGCUCUAUGAAUGUGGGAGUUUCUAAUCCAAAGAUGGCUUCAAAAGCCUCUGCAUGUUGUUUGUUAAACCGGCCAAUGAGUUGUUCGAAGUCGAUUUUGUCAUGUGGGCUGUUUGGAGUUUCGGAAAAAUCAAAACUUUUGUGUCGGGCAAGUGCUCUUCAUGUUGAGAGUGUGCCUUCAUUUUCUGUUGGGCAAAAGUUUCAAUUUGAUGAUGUGAUUGAAGCUCAACAAUUUGAUAGAGAAACUCUUAGUGCUAUAUUUGAAGUUGCUAGGAGUAUGGAGAAUAUUAGGAACAACUCGUCCGGGAGUCAAAUGCUUAAGGGUUAUCUCAUGGCUACUUUGUUUUAUGAGCCUUCGACUAGAACUAGGCUUUCGUUUGAGUCUGCUAUGAAAAGAUUAGGUGGUGAUGUUCUCACAACUGAAAAUGCUAGGGAGUUUUCAUCUGCAUCUAAAGGAGAGACACUCGAAGAUACUAUAAGAACGGUUGAAGGUUACUCUGAUAUAAUUGUAUUGCGGCACUUUGAAAGUGGUGCAGCGAGAAGAGCUGCAGCAACUGCUAACAUUCCAGUAAUCAAUGCAGGGGAUGGCCCAGGACAGCAUCCCAGCCAGGCGUUGUUGGACGUUUAUACCAUUGAAAGAGAGAUAGGAAAAUUGGAUGGAAUUAAAGUUGGGCUUGUCGGAGACCUCGCUAAUGGGAGGACAGUUCGCUCACUUGCAUACUUACUUGCCAAGUACCGUGAUGUAAAAUUCUAUUUUGUAUCUCCUAAUGUGGUUAAAAUGAAGGAUGACAUAAAAGAGUAUCUGACAUCAAAAGGAGUGGAGUGGGAAGAAAGUUCUGAUUUGUUGGAAGUGGCUUCUAAAUGUGACGUGGUUUAUCAAACUCGCAUUCAGAAAGAAAGAUUUGGAGAGAAUAUUAACCUGUACGAAGAAGCAAGAGGCAAGUAUAUUGUUAAUAAAGAUGUUCUAAAGGUGAUGCAAAAUCAUGCUGUAGUAAUGCACCCUCUUCCAAGACUCGACGAAAUCGAGGUGGAAGUCGAUAGUGAUCCAAGAGCAGCUUACUUUAGGCAGGCGAAAAAUGGUCUAUAUAUUCGGAUGGCUCUAUUAAAGGUUUUGCUUCUUGGUUGGUAAAAGAUGCAUUCACUUUCCAAGUGAUCAGGAUGAUAAAUUGUUUCAGUUGUUAUCUUAGUUUAUUUUUUGUUGCCUAUGUUGCCAUGAGAGUCUCGCAUAUACAGUGAGAAAAAGGAGGAAAAAUAAUUUUUAGACAUUAGUAUUAACUUUUGAUAUGCAAGUUUUGUUUACUUACCAAAGUGCAUGACCAAAGUACAUAAGUUGGCUCAUUUUAUUUAGUUGUUUGUUACCUUGUUUACCAGUGAUGUACUGCUACAUUGUGCAUUGUUAUGAUUUAUCGACACUUAACCAUGUUA